UUGCUCUUAUUAUUAUUGUACAGGGUAAGCCUCCUGAUUGGCAAGACUUUGUUGGUAUUAUCACUUUGCUUGUCAUCAAUUCAACCAUCAGUUUCAUAGAGGAGAACAAUGCUGGUAAUGCUGCUGCAGCUCUCAUGGCUCGUCUCGCUCCGAAAGCAAAGGUUCUUCGUGAUGGUAGGUGGAACGAACAAGAUGCCGCAGUCCUGGUUCCUGGUGACAUCAUCAGCAUCAAACUUGGAGAUAUUAUCCCUGCAGAUGCUCGCCUUCUUGAAGGUGAUCCUUUGAAAAUUGAUCAGUCUGCACUUACCGGUGAGUCCCUACCAGUGACAAAGGGUCCCGGUGAUGGUGUGUAUUCUGGUUCAACCUGCAAACAAGGAGAGAUUGAAGCUGUGGUCAUCGCUACCGGUGUUCACACCUUCUUUGGGAAAGCUGCUCACCUUGUAGAUACUACUAAUCAAGUCGGUCACUUUCAACAGGUCUUGACUGCAAUUGGUAACUUCUGCAUAUGUUCUAUUGCUGUGGGGAUGAUCAUUGAGAUCAUUGUUAUGUAUCCCAUUCAAGAUAGAAAAUAUCGUCCGGGAAUAGAUAACCUGCUUGUGCUUCUUAUUGGAGGAAUUCCAAUUGCCAUGCCGACGGUUUUGUCCGUGACCAUGGCUAUUGGUUCUCAUAGGCUCUCUCAGCAGGGUGCUAUCACAAAGAGGAUGACAGCCAUUGAAGAAAUGGCAGGCAUGGAUGUUCUUUGUAGUGACAAGACUGGGACUUUAACACUAAAUAAGCUUACGGUCGACAAAAAUCUUGUCGAGGUUUUCGCAAAAGGAGUGGACCCGGAUACUGUUGUUUUGAUGGCAGCUCGAGCUUCAAGACUUGAGAAUCAAGACGCCAUAGAUACUGCCAUUGUUGGGAUGCUGGCUGAUCCAAAGGAGGCACGUGCCGGUAUACAAGAAGUGCAUUUUCUUCCUUUCAAUCCAACUGAUAAGAGGACUGCAUUGACCUAUAUUGAUCAAGAUGGCAAAAUGCAUAGAGUAAGCAAAGGUGCACCCGAACAGAUCCUACACCUUGCCCACAACAAAUCAGACAUCGAACGCAGAGUUCAUGCAGUGAUUGAUAAGUUCGCAGAGCGCGGUCUGCGAUCUCUUGCUGUAGCAUACCAGGAAGUUCCCGAUGGAAGGAAAGAAAGUGCUGGAGGCCCAUGGCAGUUUAUUGGCCUUAUGCCUCUCUUUGACCCACCUAGGCAUGAUAGUGCCGAAACAAUACGGAGGGCACUAAAUCUCGGAGUAAAUGUCAAAAUGAUUACAGGUGAUCAACUAGCUAUAGGAAAGGAAACAGGACGACGCUUGGGAAUGGGUACCAAUAUGUACCCUUCAUCUGCUUUACUUGGACAGGACAAGGAUGAAUCCAUUGCUGCCUUGCCCAUUGAUGAACUAAUCGAAAAAGCCGAUGGAUUUGCUGGUGUAUUUCCUGAGCACAAGUAUGAGAUUGUGAAGCGUUUGCAAGCGAGGAAACAUAUCUGUGGAAUGACUGGUGAUGGAGUGAAUGAUGCACCUGCUCUAAAGAAGGCAGACAUUGGUAUAGCUGUCGCCGACGCCACGGAUGCUGCUCGUAGUGCAUCUGAUAUUGUUUUAACAGAACCUGGUCUUAGUGUUAUCAUAAGUGCUGUUUUGACAAGCCGAGCUAUUUUCCAGAGAAUGAAAAAUUAUACAAUUUAUGCUGUCUCAAUCACAAUUCGUAUCGUGCUCGGUUUCAUGUUGCUGGCUCUCAUAUGGAAGUUUGAUUUUCCACCUUUUAUGGUUCUUAUUAUUGCUAUCCUGAAUGAUGGUACUAUUAUGACAAUUUCAAAGGAUAGAGUAAAACCGUCACCACUGCCGGAUAGCUGGAAGCUAGCAGAGAUAUUUACUACUGGCAUUGUGCUCGGAAGUUACUUGGCAAUGAUGACUGUCAUUUUCUUUUGGGCUGCAUACAAGACAAAUUUCUUCCCGCGAGUGUUUGGUGUUUCAACCCUUGAAAAAAGUGCUCAUGAUGAUUUCCGAAAACUCGCCUCAGCAAUUUAUCUUCAAGUGAGCACCAUUAGUCAAGCUCUUAUAUUCGUGACUCGUUCUCGAGGCUGGUCAUAUGUCGAGCGUCCGGGUUUAUUGCUGGUGGUUGCUUUCGUAGUUGCUCAGCUGAUUGCCACGUUGAUCGCAGUAUAUGCAAAUUGGAGCUUUGCCGCGAUCGAAGGAAUAGGAUGGGGUUGGGCUGGUGUAAUAUGGCUGUAUAACAUAAUAUUCUACAUCCCUCUUGAUAUCAUCAAAUUCUUGAUUCGCUAUGCUUUGAGUGGAAGGGCUUGGGAUCUUGUCAUUGAGCAAAGGAUUGCAUUCACUAGGCAAAAGGACUUUGGGAAAGAACAAAGGGAACUUCAAUGGGCACAUGCUCAAAGAACACUGCAUGGAUUGCAAGCCCCUGACACUAAGAUGUUCACUGAGCGCACGCAUUUCAAUGAGCUCAAUCAAAUGGCCGAAGAAGCUAAGAGGAGAGCCGAAAUUGCGAGGUUGAGAGAGCUCCACACACUGAAAGGUCAUGUGGAAUCAGUUGUGAGAUUGAAGGGUCUGGACAUAGACACAAUUCAGCAAGCAUACACAGUCUGAGAGGUUUUGUUGCAUAGUGAUGAUAAUAUUAUUAUUAUUAUGAUUAUUGUAAAGGAUUGAUAGUUAUUAUCGCUGAGAGGGAGAUAAUGUAAUGAAUGAAUGAUUGCACUCUCUAGUGUUUUUAUUAUAUUUUUUUUAUUGUGACUUUUGCUUUGAGCACUUAAAAGUAGUGCUCUCUUCUGUCAGCUUUAUCUAUCUAUGCACCUUUGCUUCUUUUUAAUCAUAUAAAUAUACCUGUCACUGUUAGUCCCACUCAUAUGCCUCUUUAUUCCAGUCACAUUUCUCCGUA
Molecule: messenger RNA, 2910 nt
Organism: Arachis stenosperma
Lineage: Eukaryota; Viridiplantae; Streptophyta; Magnoliopsida; Fabales; Fabaceae
Product: ATPase 11, plasma membrane-type
Exons: 18
Coding region: 135-2621 (828 amino acids)
Biological process (GO): regulation of intracellular pH; proton export across plasma membrane
Cellular component (GO): plasma membrane
Molecular function (GO): P-type proton-exporting transporter activity; ATP binding; ATP hydrolysis activity
Source: RefSeq, a predicted model, not a curated record